This is a messenger RNA of Mirounga angustirostris (Northern elephant seal), 3390 nucleotides long. RefSeq names its product histone H2B type 1-K. The transcript has 3 exons. Lineage: Eukaryota; Metazoa; Chordata; Mammalia; Carnivora; Phocidae. The record is from RefSeq and is a predicted model, not a curated record. Bases 81 to 461 code for a protein of 126 amino acids. Gene Ontology annotation, molecular function: structural constituent of chromatin; DNA binding; protein heterodimerization activity. Gene Ontology annotation, cellular component: nucleosome.
GCUGUGGAUAAAGAGGACACUUAGAGCCUCAUACUCGUUCUUCCUGUUAUUUUCAGGUCCUUCAACAGUUACUCCCCGCCAUGCCCGAGCCCGCCAAGUCGGCCCCGGCGCCGAAGAAGGGCUCGAAGAAGGCGGUGACCAAGGCGCAGAAGAAGGACGGCAAGAAGCGCAAGCGCAGCCGCAAGGAGAGCUACUCGGUGUACGUGUACAAGGUGCUGAAGCAGGUGCACCCCGACACGGGCAUCUCGUCCAAGGCCAUGGGCAUCAUGAACUCGUUCGUCAACGACAUCUUCGAGCGCAUCGCGGGCGAGGCGUCCCGCCUGGCGCAUUACAACAAGCGCUCGACCAUCACGUCGCGGGAGAUCCAGACGGCCGUGCGCCUGCUGCUGCCCGGGGAGCUGGCCAAGCACGCCGUGUCCGAGGGCACCAAGGCCGUCACCAAGUACACCAGCGCCAAGUGAGCCCGCCUGCUGCAGAGCAAUCGAGGCUCACCUUUUCUGACAUCACCGAAUCAGCCUCUUGGGAGAUUUCAAGAGUAAAGCAGAUGUAUGGUAUUAAAAAACAAAACCAAUUAACAUAAAGCACAAGGAUAUUUUUUUCCAGACUUGAAUAAGGAUAAAAAGUUCCUAUCAAGUCCUACAGAGUUGAACAUACAUAAGCUGCAGAAGGGAGAUGUCAAUGGUGGGAGCCGCCGGAAAGCUUCCAGGAAUGCCAGAAUGUCCCCAGAAAUAGUCUGCGAUGCUGGAACGUCCGUUGCAUCAGCCCUGGGUAAGCCAAUUGGUCCCUGUGCCUCAUGGAAUAGUCCCAAACUCCUUGUCUUCCCAGCAGCUUACCUGUGGACGUGUGAACAACCAGGGGGCCUUGAUUUGGAGACGAGGUGGACAGCUCUUAAAGGAAAAGGGCCCCUCACACAGAAGUCCCCCCCAGUUGCUGACACCCCGGCCAGCUCUGGGUCUGCAAAGCCAGUCCGCUGGCUUUGAACUCGGGCAGCAACCAUGAGAUUUACAUUCAGCUUUAGCUCAGUGAACAGAAAAGGCACAGCAGGACAUUGAAAUACAAGUGGUGGUCCACCUCUGUGGGAUCCACUGUGACACUGGCUAGCUGUACCUUAGACCUUAAGAACAAAUGGGGACUCAGCUCUCCUCAGAUUACAACACAGAGGCCUGGUGAUCCCAAAGAAGGAAUGAACUUCCCACAGCCACCUCCCGGGAGGCCUUUGCACAGUGAGCUCAUCGCAGAUGCCUCCCGCCUGUGUAUCAGACCUGUCCUCUCUCCGUAAAAUCAGUCCACGAUGUUGAAGAACUGCCCUUUCUGGAACUUCAGUAGUUAGACACGGAGUGAGAACACGCUCUGGGAAAGACAAAGCCCACUGCACCUCCUUGUCCUGGGACAAGCUAUCCCCAAACCUUAGUUUUCACUUUCUGUUUUCCUGUCCUUUUUUUUCUGAGAUGUUGUACCGGCCUAGAAGGAAAGAAAUGAAAAUAAAUGUGUCUUUGGGGGGCACGGGGUGAGAUGGAAGAAGGGGGCCAGUUAUCACUAAGUGUGUCCUUGGGGAAACAGGCAAUGCAAAAAAACACGGCCAUUGUCCUAAAGGACAUAUAUCCUAAUACAGGAAACUGAAGGAGCUUUAUACACGAUCUAUCUGAUUAAUGCAUCAUGAUCUAGUGUGCUGUAUUCUUUUUCUUUUUUAACAUUUUAUUUAUUUAUUUAUUUGACAGACUGCGAGCAGAAUACAAGCAGGGGGAGUGGGAGAGGGAGAAGCAGACUCCCCGAUGAGCAGGGAGCCCGAUGCGGGGCUCGAUCCCAGGCCCCUGGGACCAUGACCUGAGCUGAGUUCAGACGCUUCACCGACUGAGCCACCCAGGCGCCCCCUAGUGUGCUGUGUUCUGAGGGAGAUGGAACAGAAUGGGCAAAUUCUUCAAAGUAGAACCAGCAUUCAGGGCUCAGGUAACGCGGUACCAAGGGAAACGAGCCUGGAUUCAUUUGUGCAGGAAGAGAAGCAUUGUUUGGAAAAGGUUUUUAACGAGGCAAGUGACAUUUUAGAGAUUUUUAAUUUGGCAGAAGCGUGCAGGGAUAAGACUGGGCAAGAAGGUGCUCUUGGCAGCGAUGGAGGGAGACACAGAUGCAGACGCCGAGUCCCUCACACUCUCCGGCACCACCACCCUACUCCACACUCCACCUCCUCUCUCCUGGUCAUGGCAGAGGCUUCCAACCAGGUGUCUGCUCCCCGCCUGGUGCUCCUCGAUUCUGCCUCCCCUCAGCAGCCCCGAGAUUCCUUUAAAACCCUUGUCAGAUCAGCUUCAAAACUUGAAAGCCCUUCCCUUGGUCUCUGGGGUGCUGUGUGCUUUGGCCCCGGUCUGUCUUAGGCCCCCGAUCCCAGGCUCCCUCGUGCUUCCUCUGCUCCAACCACCCCGAUCCCUUUGCUGUUCCUUCUCAGACACGCUGAGCCCGGUGCCCCGGGAAUGUGUGCACUUCCUUUCCCUCGACUGCAGUGCUCCCCGACAGCUCUUCCUUGUCUCCUACAUUCGCUGCCCAAAUGUCCCUGUUCUGCGGCCUUGUUCCAGUCCAUCAUUAGUAUCAUGCAAGAAAUUACCUUGAGGGCGCCUGGGUGGCUCAGUUGGUUGGGCGACUGCCUUCGGCUCAGGUCGUGAUCCUGGAGUCCCUGGAUCGAGUCCUGCAUCGGGCUCCCUGCUCGGCGGGGAGUCUGCUUCUCUCUCUGACCCUCCCCCCUCUCAUGUGCUGUCUCUCUCAUUCUCUCUGUCUCAAAUAAAUAAAAUCUUAAAAAAGAAAAAAAAAGAAAUUACCUUGAGGCCCAGGUAGCCUCCAAGCAUCGCACCCCGCAAGCUCUCCCGGGGACACCGCAGAGAAAGGCUCUUGGGCUGCAUCUAAAUGCUCAAAUCACAGCUUAUUAAAUCAGUUAGAAAUGCGGUAAGCAAGGGAGAAAAGAUGCGCAAGCUGCCAGUUUGGUGGGCAAGCGGGUGAGAGCCCCGCUGUGGGAGUCAAGCGCGUGCUCGCUCGUACAUCUCGGCUCUCCUUUUGGGCCCCUGGGACAGAUGCGGGGCAGCGAGCCGGGCCACACCCGCACUCCCCGCGGUUUGUGGGACAGACGCAGGCUUUGUCUGCGAGCUCCUGGGGGGCCCAAAGCAGGGCUCAUCUAAGGCCCCCUGUUUACUGAGGGCUUUAUGGGACUCUUGUGUCAAUGAAUUCCAAAUAUUUACUGUCUCAUACAUUUAGCCAGAUCUCUGGACUCUGUCAUCCCUACAAUCUCUAUUGAACGACAUAUGCUCUACUUACUGUUUAUCCAUACUUGAAAUAUCUUAAAGGUUUUGGCCUCUAUGUUACUAACCAAAAACAUCUUUUAUAAUAAAAUUGCUAAUUUUCAAAAGUAAA